Molecule: messenger RNA, 5892 nt
Organism: Menidia menidia (Atlantic silverside)
Lineage: Eukaryota; Metazoa; Chordata; Actinopteri; Atheriniformes; Atherinopsidae
Source: the annotation of a GenBank genome assembly
AACUGAGUUCAUACAAUACUACUGAGACAUCUACAGCUUAGCAGACAGAUACGGUGAACCGCCUAUCCCAGCUCCUGUAAGUGAUGCUGCACUAAGGCACACUUUGAUCCAACUCCACCGGGGGGAGAUGCGCUCUCUGCCUCCCUCGUUUAAGUGUUUUUUUUUGGAGCGCGCGUUACCUUAAAUCAGUCAAAACAAGUGGUUUUUUUGACACAACUUAGGCUCAAGCUUGUAGUUAUUCACCCGAAUUCUUUUCUUCUUUUUUCUCUUUUAAUUCACCUCUCUGGAUGGAAGUUUUGCGCUCUGUCCAAAACGCGUUAAAGGCAAAUCCUGUGAUUUUCAGCUGGUAAAAUUGUGAAGCAAAUUUAGAGUAGGGACACAAAGUAUACGUUAAAAAAAAAGCCCUGGAUCACUGCGUUUGUCCACCAGUGGGAUUGCGAGCCUAAGACACUGGAAGAGGAAUUACAGCCUCCUUUUCAAACAAACUUCAUCGCUGUACUUGCCUUUUUCUUUUUCUUUUGCACACGAGGACCACGCUUUCAUUUUUUUUUUCUUAGCGCAUGGAUAAGUUUUGUUGUGGAUAACAGUGUUAUUCUACUUCGUUUGCCUUUUUUUUCCUGCCUCUUCUAAUGAGGAUCCUCGCUCCCCUAUUUUCCCACUUCAGAUUAAUUCAUGGCACUUCUUUUUUGUAAACCAGCGAUGACUCUUCGCGACGACACUGACGGUUGAUUUUCCAUCGUAUCCGAGAAGAGAAGAAUUGCCGCAGUAGAAGUGAAGCCCCCAUCUAAUCUUGAGUAUGGACUUAGCAAGUCAGUUGCAUGCACUGGUGGUCCUGCUCACCUGUGUGGUCUUAAUAUGCAAGGCCCAGGAGAGGGACUACAUAGUGAAGGAGGAGCAGCCGGAGAAUGUCCGCAUUGGGAAUCUGCGAAGGGACUUGGACCUUAACCUCGACCCGAACAUCAGGCUAUCCUCCCCGCUGCAGUUCAAGCCUGUCUAUAAGACAGGCGACGUGCCUUUGGUGAGAGUUGAGGCCAACACAGGGGAGAUCUUCACAACCAAUCACAGAAUCGACCGGGAGAAGCUGUGCUCGGGAGUCUUCACUGAGAAACGCUGCUAUUACGAGAUCGAGGUGGCAGUGCUGCCCGAUGAGAUCUUCAGAUUGGUCAAGAUCCGUUUCCUGAUUGAAGAUGUGAAUGACAACGCACCUCUUUUCCAGUCCACUGUUAUAAACAUCUCCAUCCCAGAGAACACAGCCAUCAACACCCGAUACCCGGUGCCAUCAGCGUUUGACCCUGAUGUGGGAAUCAAUGGGAUCCAGCAUUACGAACUCGUCAAGAGUGUCAGUGAGUUUGGCUUAGACAUCAUUGAGACUCCUGAAGGUGACAAGUGGCCACAGCUCAUUGUCCAGCAGAACCUUGACCGUGAGCAGAAGGAUACUUUUGUCAUGAAAAUAAAGGUGGAGGAUGGUGGCAGUCCUCCCAAAUCCAGCACUGCCAUUCUCCAAGUUACCAUCUCUGAUGUCAAUGACAACCGUCCUAUCUUUAAAGACAGCGAGCUAGAGGUGUCGGUUCCAGAGAAUGCUCCAAUGGGGACAUCGGUUGCUCAACUUCAUGCGACGGAUGCAGACUUGGGUUCCAACGCACAGAUCCACUUCGCCUUCAGUAACCAGGUCUCUUCCUCAACCAAACGUCACUUUGCCAUAAACAGCUCUACUGGACUCAUCACUGUGAAGCAGCCACUGGACAGGGAGAUAACACCUGUUCAUAAACUUAUUGUCCUGGCAAGUGACGGCAGCUCAACUCCAUCCAGAGCGACAGUCAUUGUUAAUGUCACAGAUGUUAAUGACAAUGUCCCCUCCAUAGACACUCGCUACAUCAUCAACCUGGUGAAUGGGACUGUUCUGCUGUCUGAGAAUGCACCCCUCAAUACCAAAAUAGCCCUUAUUACUGUUACUGACAAGGAUGCAGAUCUGUAUGGCAAAGUGGCUUGCUACACUGACCACGAUGUUCCUUUUCGAUUGAAACCCGUCUUUAACGAUCAGUUCUUACUAGAGACAGCUGCUCCUCUAGAUUAUGAGACAACUCGAGAAUAUGCCAUCAAGAUAGUGGCAUCUGAUAGGGGGACCCCUCCCUUGAACACUUCUGCUAUGGUCCUAAUUAAAAUCAAGGAUGAGAAUGACAAUGCUCCUAUAUUCCCCCAGCCUGAAAUUCAGCUUUCCAUACCUGAGAACAAUGACCCCUCAACACAAUUAAUAAAAAUCAGCGCCACUGAUGCAGAUAGUGGACACAAUGCUGAGAUUAUUUAUGCUCUUGGCCCUGAUGCACCUGAUGGGUUUAACAUUGACAGACGGUCAGGAAUUCUCUCUGUUGGUAAACGACUGGACAGAGAGAAACAGGAGAGGUACUCGUUCACUGUCACAGCGCGGGACAAUGGCUCUGCAUCCCUGCAGAGCAAUGUUACGGUCAGGCUAAUUGUCCAGGACCUUAACGACAACAGCCCAGCUUUUACGCACCCUGAGUACAACUUCUAUGUGCCUGAAAACCUCCCUCUCUAUGGAACUGUUGGCUUAAUCACGGUGACAGAUGCAGAUGCGGGAGAUAAUUCUGUUAUAACUCUGUCCAUUUUAAACGGGAAAGACAAUUUCAUCAUUGACCCCCAAACUGGUGUGAUCAAACCAAAUAUCACCUUUGACAGGGAGCAGCAAAGCUCCUACACAUUUAUGGUCAAGGCAAUUGAUGGAGGGCAACCUCCCAGCUCCUCCUAUGCCAAGGUCACUAUUAACGUAGUUGACGUGAAUGACAAUCGUCCUGUGUUUGUUACGCCAUCCUCCAAUUAUUCAUAUGAUCUAGUACGAACGACCACGGCCCCUGGUGCUGUGGUCACCAGAGUCUUUGCCAUUGACAAUGACACAGGUAUGAAUGCUGAGCUGCAGUACAGUAUCCUCAGCAGCAUCAUCAUCACAUCCAGGGUUUCCCCUCGAGGUCUUUUUACCAUCAACAAAACAACUGGUAACAUAACGCUGCAGGAGAAAAUAGUCUCAGCCGAUCAUGGCCUGCAUAGGCUGGUAGUCAAGGUCAAAGAUUUGGGCCAGCCUGAGUCGUUACAUGCUAUCGCAUUGGUUCACUUGUUUGUCAAUGACACUGUGUCAAAUGCUACCUUUAUUCAAGAGCAGCUGCGUAAAAGCAUGGAGACACCCUUGGAUCGUAACAUAGGGGACAAUGAGGUAACACCUCAAGCUAAUGGAUAUGUGAUUGUUGUCAUAGCCAUCAUAGCAGGGACUAUGACUGUCAUCUUGGUGAUAUUUGUUACGGCCCUGGUGCGCUGCCGACAGACACCCAGACACAAAGUGGUGCAGAAGGGUAAGCAGAGUGGAGAGUGGGUGUCACCCAACCAAGAAAACCGUCAGAUCAAGAAGAAGAAGAAGAGAAAGAAGCGAUCCCCCAAGAGCCUCCUCUUGAACUUUGUUACCAUAGAUGAAUCCAAGCCUGAUGACCCAACGCAUGAGCAUGUUAAUGGUACUCUGGAUCUUCCUGUGGAGCUAGAGGAGCAAACCAUGGGGAAAUACAAUUGGGCAACCACGCCUACUACCUUUAAACCUGACAGCCCAGAUCUAGCCAAGCAUUACAAGUCUGCUUCCCCUCAGCCUACAUUUCAAAUCAAGCCAGAAACUCCUGUGGCCCCAAAGAAACACCAUGUGAUCCAGGAGCUCCCCUUGGACAACACAUUUGUGGUUGGCUGUGACUCACUCUCCAAGUGUUCAUCGACUAGCUCCGACCCAUACAGUGUCUCAGAGUGCAGCUGUCAGGGGGGAUUCAAGACUGCAGGGCAAAUCACCACCCGACAGGAGAUGGCACUGAAACCACCACACUAUGGCACACUCUGUGGCACAGGUACAGCUCGCUCCCACAGGAUUAAAAUCAAUCUCUAGCUCCCACUUCCUAAAGAGAGAAAAAGAGAGAAAAGAGGGAGAGAGGGCAGAGAGAAAGAGGAAAGAAGGAAUGCGAGAACUGAAGAGGUGAAACAAGUACUUUAUUGUCUCUACAGCCUCAAACUCCACCUAUUCAUUAAAUUGAUUAAAAACAAUGAAUUUGGAAGGGGAAGGAAGGGUGGGUGGCGUGUCAGAGAAGUAGGCAUGCUUCAUGUCGCUGCCUGAAACUCGACAAAGCUCCUCCUGUGAUCCUGUUGGAAGUCUGAAAUGCUUUAUUGAGUCCUAUGCUACAUCUGAACUGUAUCAUUGAGGAUGACAUGCCCUGAACCUUCCCCACAACUGUCCAACUCCAGCCACCAGUCUGUAAAAUAGGUGUCAGUAGAUCUGUAAAGUAUGUUUAUAUGUAUGUAUGUAUAUCUAUCACAGAGUUGAUGGUGUUUAUAUUUCUUGACUGCAUUUCUUUGCCUUGUAUUCAAAACUGCCCGGUGGCCAUUUUAUUUUCUUACUUUCUAUUUUUUCUAUCAUUUGACUGGGCUAUUCUAUGAAACUGAUGAUUUUUAAUGUAUUUAUGCUGCAAGGUCCACAACCUGUAGGCUUACAUUAGUUUUGAGCCAACUCGCAAUUGAUCUUGUGUGUCAUCCUUCGCCUUUCUUCUGUUCCUCUUUUGAUGCCACCGAUAGCAUUGUGAGUGAUGUGUGUGGCUAAUGUAUCACAAACAUGCUUGGCCCACAAUCCAACCACAUCUGCAGCCUUUUCGAAAACAGUGCUAAAGAUCACCAUUCUGUUAUUUCACUGGAGGAAAUGGAGGGACAAGUUUAAUACUUCCAGCUAAGCCAAAUGCUGGGGGUCACAAUCAAAAGCUGUUUAUGUAGGGCAGAUUUGAAGCGCGCUAAGCCUAACCUUUUGUGUGUCACUUUCUGUCCGUAAAUCAGAAGUGAUUUAACCCAUAAGGUUCACAUUAAAAUGACUCCAGAUGGUAGAAAUAUUAAUGAUAAUCCUCAGACAGUGGUUAAUACGAGUUGGUGGGUUUAAAUAAAAAUGACUUGACUCCGUGCACUUAUUUAAAGAGACGAAAAGACAUCUCCUGAUGAGAAAACUGAACACCAAAAUGAAAAGGUAAUCCAGGACUUGCUUUGAGAACAGCAAUAAGUUCACGCUUGACAGAAAAUCCACAAUACUUAAGGCUUUUUGUUCAGAGCAUUGUUUUUUUGGCUUGUGUUGCUUCACCUAUAAAAUCAUCUUGGUAUAUUCUGACUAGAAUCAUCUUGACAGUGAACACUAAUAAAUGGCGUGAUGGGUUAGCAGCAUUGUUGUUCAAUAGUCCUGUUAAAUGGUUAAGCUUAAGACUUAUUCGAUAGGUAAGGCCUAGUGGGCGCCUUCAGUACAUACAUAUGUCCAUAGAAUUAGAGUUAUUAAAAUAGACAUAGCCUGUGUAUUCACUGGGAAAUGUAUAGAUGGACAGGACUAAAGGCUGUUUCUAGGGAGAGACAAUAUAUAGUCAAAUUAAAUUUCUGCACGAACCAGAAGCCAUUUUGUAUGUGCUCCAUUCUUAAUACGUCAUGGCUGUAUAGGCUAUGUCUAUUUUAAAGCUUUUGAUUUUAUGCGUGCGGCAUCUAAAUGAGGCAGGUUGUUAUUAUUUAAGAAGGUAUGUUCAUGUAAUUAUGGUAUCAAAUGUAUUCACUACUGCGUAGGAGCCACAGUAUGAAAUAUACAUAGCAUCCUAGCACUGUGUAAUAAUUAGAUUUGCCUGAUCUUUGGGGAAAAGAAAAAAAAUUACAUAUAUAUAUAUACAUGGGGGGACCUUUUGUCCUUGUAAGGGAGACAGAAACCUCACUUUUAUUCAAUGUGAAGUACAAUAUGCACCUUACAUGAUCUUUGUAAUUGACUUUGAUUUGCCAGUGUGGAGAAAACUGUAAAUGUUUUGUUUUAUCAAUGUGUGCGCUUCUGAAAUUUAUUAAAGUCUU